Sphaerodactylus townsendi is the source of this 2582-nucleotide messenger RNA. RefSeq names its product ST8 alpha-N-acetyl-neuraminide alpha-2,8-sialyltransferase 1 (gene ST8SIA1). NCBI's taxonomy places the organism in Eukaryota, Metazoa, Chordata, Lepidosauria, Squamata, Sphaerodactylidae. Gene Ontology annotation, molecular function: alpha-N-acetylneuraminate alpha-2,8-sialyltransferase activity. The transcript is spliced from 4 exons. Bases 42 to 821 code for a protein of 259 amino acids. Gene Ontology annotation, biological process: oligosaccharide metabolic process; N-glycan processing. The record is from RefSeq and is a predicted model, not a curated record.
AACUACUUGAAGGCUGUUGUGAUCCCGCUAAAUUCUUUGCCAUGACAAAACAGAAUUCUCCUGUGGGAAAGAAUCUCUGGUUUGAUGGGGAAUUUCUAUACUCCUUAACCAUUGACAACAAAACCUUCUCUCUUUUCCCCAAGGCGACCCCAUUCCGGCUGCCAUUGAAGAAGUGCUCCGUGGUGGGAAACGGCGGGAUUCUGAAGAGGAGCCGCUGUGGCAAACAGAUAGAUCAAGCGGAUUUUGUCAUGCGGUGCAACCUACCGCCUCUCUCCAGUCAAUACACCAGGGACGUUGGGUCCAAGACUCAGCUGGUCACAGCAAACCCCAGCAUAAUUCAGAAAAGGUUUCAGAACCUUCUGUGGUCUCGAAAAGCCUUUGUGGAUAGUGUUAAAGUCUACAACCAGAGCUACAUCUACAUGCCUGCCUUCUCCAUGAAAGGGGGAACGGAGCCGUCGCUCCGGGUUUACUACACCCUAGCAGACAUUGGGGCAAAGCAGACGGUGAUCUUUGCGAACCCCAACUUCCUGCGCGACACCGGCAAGUUCUGGAAGAGCAAAGGAAUUCACGCCAAGCGGCUGUCCACGGGCCUCUUCUUGGUCAGCGCCGCCCUGGGUUUGUGUGAAGAAGUCACCAUUUACGGCUUCUGGCCUUUUUCAAUGGACCUGCAUGGAAAAUUUAUCAGUCAUCAUUACUAUGACAACGUCUUGCCGGAUUCGGGAUUCCACGCGAUGCCGGAGGAAUUCUUACAGCUUUGGUUUCUUCACAAAAACGGAGUGCUGCGGAUGCAGCUGGAACGGUGCGAGGAAUCUGCUGCCUGAGGGCCUCAGAGAAGUUUCGAGAAAAGUGCUUGCUUCAAAUUCUAAAAAAAAAUAAAAUUGCCUGAACAAGGGGUGGGGGGGGAAACCAACCUCGAAUGGAUUGCAUGGACCAUUCUGAUCAUAAUUGCUCAAUUGACAACUUGGAGGGGAAUUGAGGAAGCAGCAGCAUUGCGAAGCGGAGUUCUGUGAGCUUCUUGGUGAACUUUGUUCGGUGGAAUGUUGGAAUUGGGUGUGACUUUGCCCAAGUUGGACUUCCAAGGGCAUUCAAGGGGUUGCCGAUUAUACAAUUAUAAAAAGGGCUUUUAAUGACGGCGCUGAAUACUUCAUUUUGCUCCAGUUUUAAGACUGACGCCUGUGUUGGGUAGACAUCUCUUUUGCUUGUUUGUUUCUAAAGCUACAUUUCGAGAGGUGCCUCGCGUCGCCCGUUUUGGUUUCCCUCCGAGAGUGUCACAAGGAGUCAAACAGUGCCAACUUUCUCUCUUUUUAAAAAUAAUAAUAACGGAGAACUGCUUUCGAUUGUGGCAUUCUACAGCGACACGCUUGUAGCACUCAAAACAGGAAAAUGUUUUUUUAAGAAAAAAAUGUGAAUGUUUUUUAAGCAGAAAAAAAAUAUUUUAUUUUUUAAAAAGUUGCCCGAUUUUUCCACGUGCUGUAGAAUGCAAGUUUGCUAUUUGGUUGUUGAGAUUUGUUCUUGGUCAGAAAACCAACCCAGUUUGUUUCCGCGGUGUCGAUUUGGGUGAAGUUCUGAGUUGGUUUUGUGAUAUUGAUAUGUCGUGAAUCCUAGAAUCCUGUAUGGUAGGUCCAGGGCAGUUGCCCUGUGGUUUUUGUCAUCGCCAAGAUGAGCGAGUUUUGAGAUGUCCAAAAAUUACCUGCUGUGUUUGUUAUACGGACCACAUUCUACAUUCCUUCUCAUUCCAGAGCUUGUCCGCUUGAAGUCAGAGCUGAUGUUUAACCUUUGGGAGGCGACCUUGUGAUUUGUCUUAAGAGAUCCCAAGUUCACUGUCUGGCUCCUGCAGGUCAAAGAUUUUGGGUAGAAGGAUUGAGAAAGACUUUUGCCUGAACCCUUUGAGAGCCAUUUCCAGCCAGAAUAGACAAUAGAUGGACCAAUCACCUGACUCAAUAGGACAGCUUCAUACAUUCAAUAUGGCAGCAAACCAUGUAUCUUGUAUGACUUCAUGUAUGACUUAGGCAGCUCAUAUAACCACUAGUAAAUUAGUAGGGCUGGAAAAGAAACUGGUUUGGGAUGCCAGCUCUAGAUUGGUAAAUGUCUGAAAAUUUCAGGAUGUAGUCUGGGGAGAGAGGGUUUGGGGAGGAACUUCAUUGGGACAUAAUGUCAUAGAGCCCACCCCCCAAAGCAGUCAUUUCCUCUAGUGGCAUUGAUUUCUGUCUUCAGGAGAACUCACCACAAGGUUGGGAGCUAUAACUGCUGGAUCAAACGAUCACUUCUUUUGUGCAGCUUCUUUUGUGCUGUACAUCUCCUUCGAACGAACUUUUUUUCCAGCCCGGGCUACUAUUGCCUCAUUUUGAGCCAUGUUGUAGUGAAUUCUAUUGUUGCUGACCUUUGUGUCAGAUCUGGGUUCUUUAAAACCAAUUACUAUGAAGGGUGUAAUCAUGCUGAGCCCAAGAUUGGCGCCUUCUUGAUAGCAAGAGGUUGUGUGGCGUACCAGUGGAUACAAACUACCGCUAAUGUCCCCUACACGGUUUUAGUCAAAACGAAUGGCAAAAGCUCUUGCAUAUAUAUAUAAAUUUGAUUAUAUAUAA